Molecule: messenger RNA, 11836 nt
Organism: Oryzias melastigma (Indian medaka)
Lineage: Eukaryota; Metazoa; Chordata; Actinopteri; Beloniformes; Adrianichthyidae
Gene: tet3
Product: tet methylcytosine dioxygenase 3
Exons: 10
Coding region: 2093-7951 (1952 amino acids)
Biological process (GO): positive regulation of transcription by RNA polymerase II; oxidative demethylation
Cellular component (GO): nucleus
Molecular function (GO): DNA 5-methylcytosine dioxygenase activity
Source: RefSeq, a predicted model, not a curated record
GUUGUGGAUCAGGAGCAGAUGGAAAACUGCAGUUUGAAAAAAGCUUGUUGGUGUUACAUAGAAUCUACAACCUCCAGCUGCGUGCUACGCUCCAUUCUGAUGCAUCCACUUGUAGAAAAAACGGAUCCAUGAACGUCUUGUCUGAGCUGAUAUGUUGUUCAAAACUAUUCUGCUGGAUGGCUCUAAUAUUGCUCACUAUUUUUGUUGCACUGGUAAUGUGAGGUUGGGGUGUGAGGGGCUGUAAGCUAGCAGGAGAGAGUGUAAGCAAUGGGAUGAUGGAAAAUGGGGAUAGACUUUUGACACAGAGGGGAAUUUCUAGUAAUCUACAGCUGCUCUGCACAAGCUAUGUCCUAGAAAACGACUCAUAUUUUUAUUUUGGCUAAAAAAAACGGCAUAAUCAUAAUUUAAAAAACACUUUGAAAAUAGCUCAAAAGAUGAUUGGAGUGGGACUUUAGUGUGGUGAACAUGAUCCUGUACUUUUGGUUCUCUUUUCUACUCACCUGGCUCUCUUUGUCUUAGAUCCCACAUUUUCUAUCAGCAUCUGUACAUUAUUUUACUCUCGUACCUCAGGCACAAAGAUUUGCCUCUUCAAAAAAAAAACUCCCACUCCCAUCUGUUCCUAUUUUAUUACAUUUUUUUUUAACACAAUCAUCCACCUUUUCAUUUCUUUUCUCUACUCCCGCCCUGUCCUCCCCCCCAUCUACCGGUCCCUCGUCUCUCUUUGUGAGGAAUAGCUCAGAGGAGGAGGGCGGGCGGGGGGGACGACAGCCGCCUCAGCUGAGCGAAUCGUGCUCGCUUGCACGUGCCGAAUGUCAGGCUAUAUGACUCAGACUGGAUACUCUACACUCCGCGAGCAAACGCUCCCUGAACUCCACUCCCCCCUGCCCGGGAAAAAAAAUAAAUAAAAAAAUAAAAACAGUAAAGGCAACAGAGGAGCAGCAAACAUUUAUCUGCUGUGGUGAAAAGCAGGGACUGUUGCACUCAAAGAUGACCUAUUUGUCUCGCCGGCUCGCUCACACUGAAAGACUUUGUGCCGCUUUUUUAAAAGCUGGUGUGGCCUGCAGCCUCUGUGUCCCCCCGCCCACAAAUAAACCCACUGACCCUCUCUGAACAAUCCAUUAGUGUGCGCUGUUCUGCGGCUAAAAGAAAAUCUUUCAAGCUCGCUCCUGCGUUUGUUGACAGACUGUGCCUCUGCGUGCACCUGGGAAGCAGAGAAGAAGUUUGAGAUUUAGAACAUAAAUAAAUAAAAAGAAAGAGCCGGGGGAUGGAAAAGAGGAGGGAAAGGGUCAGAUCAGAUGACCUUGAUGAUGUCAGCCUGCAGAACAGUGUCAUCUUGGUCAAUACAAAGGUAGAGGGAGGUGUCAGCUGACAGGAAAAAGACCCUCUCUCAAGCAAUGUCCAUUAGUCUGUUUCAGAAAAUCACCACUCCAAUCAUCUUUUGAUUUAUUUUAAAAGUGUUCCCAGUUUGUUAUUUUUAGCCAAAAUCAGAAAACCUGCGUUGUCUUCUAGGAUGUAGUUCCCGCAGAGCACAAAUGCACCUUUGAGUUGUGGGAGGAACUGUUGGUGAGUAAGCCCGCCCACAUUUCCCAUCAUCCCUCUGUUUACACACUCUCCUGCUAGCUUAUGGCGCCUUACAACAUAACUUUACCAGUGCAAAAAAAAAAAAAAUUUUUUUUUGAUAAAGUGUGUCUUGAUCUCUAAAAAAAAGAAAAAUACCUUCCUGGGUUCUCAUUUUGACCACUUUUUGUUUGUUUCGUACACCCAGACCUCCCACCAGCGAUGUGCCGGUAAAGUUCAAAGGCAUGUUUCGGUUUGUGAGAGUUUUGAUGUCGGGACGUUAUUGUGAAAAAAACAAAAAAGAAAAGGAUGACUCAGGCUUAGUCAUAUGUGAGCAACUCCAACACACACUGCUGAAGAUGGAGUUUUGUUGUAAGUCAUCCCUCCUACAACGAGACCUUUUCAUCCAUACUGCUGAGAAACGGCGAGGCAGAGAAGUGAGAGAGAUGGAGACGAGUGGAAGAGACACGGAGGAAGGAGGGCGUGAAAAACGACUCGGUUUAGGCAAUUGUUUGACGACUUUGUUAAAUGAUCGAUGAAAAGAUCAGCCGUCUCUGCUCUCCGGCCACCUGUCAACUUCCUCUUGAUGCCGGGUUACAGCAGGUUUACAACUGUUUAUAAAGUCACUUCAGUGGAUGGCCCCAGAAGUGGAGGCCAGAUGGAAAUUGGGUCACAUGACCGCCUCCAGGAAGGCGUGCUGAGCCUGGAAUUGACCAAUGGGGUAAACCCUUACCAUAAAGACGAUGAGGCCUCUUUGGCAACAGAACAGCAUAGAGCAGGAAGGGUGCCCCCGAGGCUGCGAUGGGUGCCAGGACAUGGCAAGGUCAGUGACACCCAAGAGCAGCAACCGUGUUGGAGCAACAGUGGCGACACGACCCCUGCUGAGCCUAAUCACCACGCCGACAUCGAGGAUGCUCAAAAUCUGGUGGCUUUUUCUGCAAUUGCUGGCUCCUUGCCUCCUUGUUCCUCCUCUUCAUGCCCCCCUGUGGAGCCAAAAACAGCCCAGCUAUAUGAGAAGUUCACCAGGGAGAUGGGUGCUGGUGGGGCUCAUUCCACACUUUCUGGAGGGACUCCUGAGGGUAGUUGCCUUGCCCCGGAGGACCUUGCAACUCUACAGACAGCGCUGAGCCAAGCCAAACAUGGACACAAGCCCCCUAACUGCGACUGUGAAGGGCCUGACUGUCCAGACUAUCUUGAAUGGUUGGAGAAGAAGAUUAAACUAGCAGCUGGAGAGAAUCAAGGGUUUCACAAAAGAGUGGAUGGUGCCCCACACCCACAGCAAACCCAUUUGCAGCCCAACCAACAGGUCAAUGGUGACCAUCUAACGCCUACUUUGUGCUCCCAGCAGCAAGGGGUAACUCAAGGUCCUCACUCAGAUCAAGUGCCCUGCUCCAAACCCCCCAUUCCUUGUUCUCCCCAGGUGCUCUCCAUAGCAAAGGAAAAGAACAUCAGUCUUCAGACAGCCAUUGCUAUAGAUGCCCUGACCCAGUUGUCUGGCACCAGCCCUCACACUCUCAAUUAUUCGGGUCAGAAUCAACUAAAAAAUAGCUUUCAUAAUCACCAACAAAGUCAGAACAUCCCGCUUGAUAUGAUCCUGUCCUCUCCUGACUGUGACUCCUCUUCCCGCUCUCAGUCUGUUCCUCCAGGACUUCAAACCAAACAACAGGCCUCACCCACAUGCGAACAAUACAGACCCCAGUCCCAGGGCCAUCCACCGCAUGCUGCAACUCUCCCCUCUGCUACCUCUCCUUUCCCUGGUCAGGGAAAAACCCCAGGCCUCAAUGCUAUUGCCCAGCAGUGGCAGCAGAGCAUAGGCAGAGGUCCAGAACAGAGAAACCCUUGGAUGUUUAUGAAGUCUGAGCCCCAAUCUCACCUUGCGGCUGCACCUCACAACAGGUCUGACCCCAUGUCAGAGCUUAAACAGCUUCUGCAUGACACCAGUGGCAAGCUAAACAAUGGUUCUUUCAAGCUCCCCACUGCACCACAGAUUGGUUUCAAUCAGAAUGGGGGUAUUCAGGGUCAGAGCAGCCCAGUACUGGCUAGGAUAAAACAAGAACCAGACUCUAAUGAGAAUUAUCAUCAUGCUGCAUCUAUGGGACAAUAUGGAAUUUCUAAUGGUCAGCAACAAGGCCAGCACUUCCCUGGGAUCCCCAUGUCUCCUGGUCAAACAGCCAUCAGUCAUUCCACUCAGGCAGCUUUACAACAGCACCUUCACUACAAGAGAAAUCUUUUCCCCAACCACCUCUCUGGCUUUGGAGCUGGUCAAAACUUGAAAAAAUGGUGGCCACAGGCAGAAGGAGAAGGUAUACCUCACCUGCCAAUCAAACAAGAACCUAAGGAACCCAAGAAGAAAAAGAGCAGCCAAGGAUCUCCUCUCUUUAAAGCUAUGACUGGGAUGCUUGUAGGUCCUCCUCUCCCCAAACCCAAACAGAUUGUCAUAAAAAAGACAAAACAAAAAGCCUCCUUGCCAACCUUCCUGCCUCAGAAUCAAAUCUCCGUACAAAAGCCCCCACUUCACAUAAUGGACAGAGCCCCACUUGUGGCAAACCUUCAAGCAUGCUCUGUCCCGUCCAUGCCCUUCCAGAAUCUUUCCUCUCAGGCUGCUGCUGCAGGCCUCCCUGCCCCAGGCCAAUCUCAGGUAUCCAUUUCCAACACCCCAAUGACGCCAUCUUCCACUGUUUCUGUUUUGACAGAAAGCACUCCAGCUCUUGUGGGCCCUCAAUCUCCAACUGUGGCUUCUGCAGUACAUGUCAGUUCAGCAGAAGUGGGUAGCCAUGCCCUCAGCAAAACCAGCACCACUACACCUGUGACCUCCACAUCUUCAUCCAGCACUUCACAAUUACAGAAACUCAUCAACAUUGACCCGAAGUAUGAAGAACUGAUUCGCCAGUUUGAGGCGGAAUUUGGAGACUCAGACCCAGACACAUCUGCUAGCCAACCUAAGGAGAAUGCAGCAGCCCCUGAAACAGGGAAUCAAACCCUGACUAGUUCUCAGGACCCUAGUCGUACAUUGUCCAACACUCCCCGGUCAGUUCCCAACUCUCGCACCAACUCCAUUCUGGAUUCUGAUGAUCAGACAAUGGAAGUCCACCCUAGUAAGUCAGGGACCCAAAGUGAAGCAACUGUUAGCCAUGCUUCUACAGAGAGCCUCAUGGGAAAGCAGAAUCAGGGACUUGUUGAAGACUCACGGAACAAAGAAACAGUUUUAGACAAGCACCAGUCCAGAGAGUUAGAGGAAACAUUCAGCAUGCCAUGCUCUCCACUGCCUAAACGCAUCAAGUUUGAAACUUCAGGGGAUGUGGCGGUGCUGUCCACCACAUGCUAUCCCGAGGAGAGCACACCAACUAAAGAUGGCCUGCCAUGUUCUCCAUCUCUAAAAGGCUUCCUAGAGUCCCCCUUACGCUACCUGGACACCCCCACCAAAAGCUUGCUGGAUACUCCUUCUAAGGACCCACAGUUGGAUUUCCCUACCUGUACCUGUGUGGAACAAAUCCUGGAGAAAGAUGAAGGGCCCUACUACAAUCAUCUGGGAUCUGGGCCCACUGUGGCCUCCAUACGAACCCUGAUGGAGACAAGGUUUGGAGAAAAGGGGGAUGCCAUCCGGAUUGAGAAGGUGGUGUACACAGGCAAGGAAGGGAAGAGCUCCCAUGGUUGCCCGAUUGCUAAGUGGGUGAUCCGUCGUGGCAGCGAGAAAGAGAAGGUCCUCUGUUUGGUGCGUCAUCGUGCUGGCCACCACUGUGAAAACGCAUUCAUCAUCAUCCUCAUUCUGGCGUGGGAAGGCGUCCCGAAAGGCCUGGCGGACAAGUUGUACCGUGAGGUCACCGACACACUCACGAAAUAUGGCAACCCCACCAGCCGACGCUGCGGCCUCAAUGAUGAUCGGACCUGUGCCUGCCAAGGCAAGGACCCUGAAAAAUGUGGUGCUUCCUUCUCAUUUGGCUGCUCCUGGAGUAUGUACUUUAACGGCUGCAAGUAUGCCCGAAGCAAAACGCCACGCAAGUUUAGGCUGCAAGGAGAUCACCCUGAAGAGGAGGAGAAACUCAGGGAUAACUUCCAAAAUCUGGCUACAGAGGUGGCUCCUUUGUACAAGCGGUUGGCACCACAGGCCUACAGUAACCAGUGCCUGUCAGAGCACAAAGCUUCAGACUGCAGGUUGGGUUUGAAGGAAGGCCGUCCAUUCUCUGGAAUUACAGCUUGUAUGGACUUCUGUGCCCAUGCUCACAAGGACCAGCAUAAUCUCCAUAAUGGUUGCACAGUGGUGUGUACUUUAACCAAGGAAGACAACCGUAAAGUAGGAGGGAUUCCUGAAGACGAGCAGCUCCAUGUGUUGCCUCUUUACACAGUAUCGCAGACAGAUGAGUUUGGGAGUGCAGAGGCCCAGCGCAUCAAAAUGCAGACAGGGGCUAUUCAGGCGCUCCAUGCUUUCCGACGUGAGGUACGAAAGCUGCCUGAACCUGCCAAAUCUUGCCGACAACGUCGUUUGGAGGCGAAGAAGGCUGCUUCGGAGAAGAAGAAAAACAAACUCAUUCAACAAGGAGGGGAGACCCCAGAGAAAGCAGUGUUCAAGACUGAGGUCUGCGUCCCCAGCUCCCCACAACCCCUUGGCAGUAAAGUAAUCAAACAAGAGGUAAAACCCAACAUCAAGAUGGAGCCGGUUAAUGGAUCAAUAGAUGGAUACCCUGUGCAGGCAGCAGACUUGUUCAAUAACAUCUAUCAACACCCUGCUUACUAUGCAAGAGGAGCCCUCUCUCCAGCAAGCCAGCCCUCUGCAGCUGACUCAUUAAACGGCUUCCCCCCCAACAGGCCAAUGGUUCCCUAUAAUUACUACAACUACGCACCCAAUGGGCUUUUUCCACGCAAGCUUAGGACCUAUGAGGGUCGAAAUGGUCCCUUGCCCAAAACGGGAGGUAAGCCUGUCCAGGUUGACAAAAAGCCUGAUGUUCAGAGCCUUCAGGUCAGAAUGGCUCAGUCCCCCAGCCACCCUGAGCAGCCGAACCAACUGAACCACACUGUUUACCCACAGCCUGCAGACUACAACCAAUCCCGUCCGUCCUCCAACUCAUCUGAGCCCUCUAUUAGAGGUUCUCCUCUCAUCAAGCAGGAACCAAUGGAUGUUCCUGUCUACGAAGGUGCGUUGCCAAACCAGGCUGGUGCCAACACAUCAAGAACCACACCUCAGCCUGCAGCCUGGCCAGGGUACAAGCCUAAUGGGAACAUUAUUCCUACCACUUGGGAUGACCAUCUAAAGCGGAAACAAAGUCCUGAAGCUUCUUCUGUGAACUUGGACAAGCAGCAGUUUCACCAGCAUUCCCAGCAGCGGCAGUCCUCUCCGUUCCCGCAACAGUGGACAUCCUUCCCAGGCUCAAACCUCCCGAUAGCCUCUCCCAGUCCAUCACUCCAAGUCACUCCCUCUCCGCCUCCAUCCCCUCAUCUUGGCACAGUGAUUCAGGCUAGUUUACACCAAGGCUCUGGACGCCAUGUCAGCCCUCACCCAGGCACUCCACCACAGCCUGGAACUUCUCAUUCACGCUCACUUACUCCGCAGCCAGGCUUACCAGGCUUGCCAAGACACUUGCCCAGCCCUGCUUCUAGUCCCCAGCCGAAUGCUUGGGGCAUGGGACCUGCUCCAUACAGCCCUGGUUUGAAGCACAGUAAUCCAGCAGGAGCCUACCCUGACAAGAUGUGGUCCAAGACAGGGGAGAAUCGGUGCUCCACUCCCCUUGGACUCCAAGAAAAGGCUUGGAAAUCUUGUGGAGGUUCAAUGGCAGGCAGCACUCCUUCCCCUGCUCCUGAAGGCCGCCUCUUUCCCGAUGCUCUGCAACAGUCGGGUCAGGCCUACUGUGACCCUGGUCGAGUUGAGAGUGACACAGAGAGCAUCAAAAAUCGGGAAGACGACGAGGAAGAAGAGUGGUCUGACAGUGAACACAACUUCCUGGAUCCCACCAUCGGUGGUGUAGGAGUAGCACCAGCCCACGGUUCGGUCCUCAUUGAGUGUGCCCGUCGAGAACUGCAUGCUACCACUCCGAUUAAGAAGCCUGAUCGUUCCCACCCAACCCGCAUCUCCUUGGUCUUCUACCAGCACAAGAACCUCAACCAGCCCAUGCAUGGCUUGGCUCUGUGGGAGGCCAAAAUGAAGCUGCUGGCAGAACGAGCUCUGCAGAGGCAACAGGAAGCAGCUCUCCUUGGCCUCCCCCAGGAAGACAUUAAGACACUUGGCAAGAAACGCAAGUGGGGUGCUAUGGCACCAGGUGCCAGCCCAGGUCCUGGGCAAUCUAAAGACAAGAAAGAGGGACCAGUGACACGGUUAGCCCCCACAUUCUGCUCCACCUCGGUGGUUACUGUGUCUCCCUUUGCCUUCACUCAACUCACUGGGCCCUACAGCCACUUUGUCUGAGACCACACAGACGGGCUCAAAGCUACGCAGUGGUGCUGUGGAGGGCUGGAGAGAGCGACGAGCAGGAUUAAAGGUCUCUCAGCCAUCUUGCAGUCAGCCGUCUCUCCAUCCUGCCCCCUCCACAGGUGAUUUGGAGGAGGUUCUGUUUUUAUUAUUUUUUUACCUCAUGUCAGGCAGUAGUUUGGGCUUCAGACGCACUGCCUGUGGUGCUCUUCCUCUCUCAUUGCCAGAGAGGAACUCCAUUGCUUUUUUUCCCUUUUUCAUAGAAUUUUACUGAUUCUAAUUAUUGCUAUUGUUAUCAAUAUUAUUAUGAUUGCUAUUGUUACUGUUGUUAUUAUAGGUAUUAUUAUAAUGAAGACUUGUUUUUAUUAUUGUUGUUUUCAUUAAUGUUAUUAAUGAUAAGGUGAUUGCUUUUGUUUUUAUAUUUUUUUAAAUCAAUCAGUCUGAGUCGCUCAGAUCGUUGCUUUUCAAUGUUCGGAAACUUGUUCCCUCUUUGUUUUUUGUUUUUUUAAUCAAUGCUAAAACUCUACUUAGAGGAGGAGCCAUUAUCUGCCCAGUUGGACAGCACUUUAUGAUGAUGAAAAUUAUUCUUCAUUGAAAGAUGCAUCUGAUCAGGCUAAAACAAACGAUGAUCAUAAAGGUUUUACAUUUCUCAUAAUCAUGUUGAUUAUAUUCAGUGGAACAGCUAAAGCUAACCAAGCGAAUUAGGUUCAAGUACUUGAUGGAAUUUUCUCCAUGCUGCUUGUCUUCAGAUUAGAUCAUGUGCUCCUCCUGAUUACCUUCACCAACCCCCCCACAGCUUUCGACUGGUGCUCAGCUUCUGGCUCUGAUCGUUUUUCAUUCCGCUGCACUUCACGGCACUUGGUGCUCUAUUUAGGUGCUCUUACUCAAGUUCGGCUCCAGCAAUGUUUGUGAGGAAAUGCCUCUUUUUGGGUUCAGCUGGAGCGCCGGAAGGACAGUGUUCUGAGGACGUCAGUCGGUAAUGACUCCACAGGGGCUCAGAUUAGGAAUAGUACUUGCAUAUGCCAUUUAACCCAGCUCUAAUGGAGCUGGUGGCACUCUUUAUCUUCCUACAAUUUUAGAAUUUUUAAAACAGGAGCGAGCAUUUCCCAGUGCAAACUCUAGAGGGCAGCAAUGACCGCUUUUUAAGAUUGGUGCAAUUCAUGAAAGAAAAAAAAAAAAAACAAAAAAAAACUGGUGUAGUUUUGGAGCUUUAACCACCAGAGGGGGCUCUCAGCCUCCGUUUGCAGACCAAGGACAGGACUUGGAUGAAGCCAAUCUGGAGAUGCAUCUGGGAAGGCUCUCUCUGUUGUUGGCAGAAGGAACAGUGCUGAGACUGUGGUGCUCUUGGUGCUCCUCCACACACUCUGGUGCUGUCCUACUACACUUGAUUGACUGCAAAGGGCCCCCUUCCUUCCUCUGCAUGGUGCUGUCAUCUCAGAGCAGAGCCAGGCACGUCCUCCUGCAGGGGCUCGCAAAGCCGCCACUGGGCAUAAUAACUGCUUCCUGCUAAAGUUUUGCGGUGGCAUAAACAAAGUCCACUGUCCAGCGCAGAGAAAGCACAGCUGUUCAUCACACCUCGUUUGCGUUUCACAGAGAAAGCAAUCCUGAGAGUUAAAGGCAAAACAUCAACUGUAGCUCGAGCGAAUGGGCGUCGAUGAGUCUGAUUAUUGAUCAUCUCUUUCGAGUGCCGCAGUGUGAUACAGUCGUAUGAUCACAAGAGAUAGGAUUCAAAGGCAGAGGCUGGUUUAUGGCACCACUUGAGAGUCUCUGCUUUCUCUGCUCAUCUGCAAACAUGAGGCAUGGAUUAGAAGUCCUUCUGUGAAAGCCUCUGUUACCUCCGGCUCUCUACCUCACGCUGUAGAGACACUGGUCACAAACACAAUAUGCUACUGAGGGCAGAAAAUCAUGCAUGUCCCUUUGUGUGCCCGAGAACUCCAGACUCAUUUGAACCUGUUUCUUCUGUUUUUUUUUUGUUUUGUUUUGUUUUUUCCUAUUUAUUACUACAUGGUUAUGAUAAUAAUGAUUGUCUUUGAUGUUUUCUUUUUCACCUUUUUUAUAUAGCUAAUACAAAUUGUACAUAGAGAAGAAAAGAUUUAUAAAAGCACUUUUAAUCUUGAUUUUAAUGACAAAAACGAAAGAGCCGAUUAUUGACAACUUGAAGCUUAGUUUUUUGUUUUUUUCAUUUUUUUUUCUCAAGAGAGAGAUAAAAAAUGUAAAUAUUAAACUAUUUAGGUAAAAUUAUUUAACUGGUGAGAAUAGUGUCUACACAUUGAAAUGACAAGGGGAUUUCUUUUCUUUUUUUUUUUUGAAGUCUCACCCAAACCAACACUUGAUGUGGAAACAUGCCCAACAAACACUGAUGUUCUGCUUUCUUCUUAGUACUGUACUCCCUUUGUUGGCCUUUGACAAACAGUGCCGUGUCACCUUUAACACGAAAACCCGACUUCCUCUGGUGCACCAUUAAGCAUAUUAAUUACUGUUAGAGACUGGAGUUUUUUGACCCCACCUCCAAAGUUUGAAAAAAAAAGACUUUUGCAUUUAGUUUGUUUUUUUUUUUUUUUUUAAGUUUUACAUUAUGGAGGUAGACUAGUAGAAAUUGUAAGAAGUCACUACUUUUUUCAAGCAGCUCAAACUUAGGGUUCUCCCUACGUCCAUCCUGCUGACUGCAUGUUUGGUUUGGACGUGUGCCAUUAUUUCAGUCGCUUGACGUCCUGCAAUCUUAUCCAAUUGUGUUAGACUAUCAGGUAAUAUCGCUUUUAUGCUCGUUUAGAUGCGUAUCAUUAUAAUCUACACUUAAUUGAAAUGACGAUGCCCCCUCCCUGCAGAAGACGCCACAUUUUACCGUGUGAUGUUUUUAUACCCUAAUGUCUGAUUGACUGUUUUACUGCUGAGAACAAUGCACUGCUUUCCUUGGACAGGCGGUCUGAGGAGACAAAAAAAGUGGCGAGGAUGCAGUGCACACCAUAAUAACUCUGUAAAUCUGGAAAAUGUCUCGCAUGUUUGACGGACGGUUCUCAGGAGAGGCGCCAUCCCCCCUCCCUCCCGGAGUGCAGAGCGCCAAGGGAGAGAGGCGACAGAUCAGACAGACGGUGCUAUGAUGCUACAACUUAAACUCACUGUGUAAAAAAAAAUGUGAGGGAUUAAUGAGGACCGUUAAACUUUUUUUGUUACUUUUCGUGCUCAAGAAAUGUUCGACUCAAGCGGUUUUCAAAAAGACGGAAGCUGCUCCGGUGCUGAUUUUAUGAAAAAAAACAACGCUACACAUUGACAUCCCCGUUUGAAGGGUGAGAGCCCCCUUCCAACAGCAUUCUCAUCCUAAUCAUGAGUCCAUAUUGUGAUUGGAGGUCGGUACAACCAGGAUGAACGGAGAGAAUUAAAAAUGACAUCAAGACUGCUUGACGUUUGGUACAGCAGUUGUACCAGAGGCUGUUGUGUUUCGAGUGUCUUGUUCCUGUUCUCAAAACACCGAGAUGUUUGACUCGCAUUUGUGUACUGCCUUUGACUCCCCACUCUAGUCACACACUUCAUUUCCUCACUCCUCCUCUGUGUCUUGAACUGUAUAUUUGGUCGCUCUUGUUUCGAAAAACCCAUUCUGUGUGACCCACUGUUGAAAACCUGGAAGAGAAACUAGGCCCAAACCAGAAGAAGAAAAUGAACUUACAUACGUGGCAGCUACAUUCCUUUUUCAGUUGUAGGAUUGUUCUUGGGUUAUUUUUUUAUUUUCUUGUCAAGGAUGCAGUAUGUAAAAAAAAAAAAAAAAGUGUUUUUGUUUGUUCUCUCUUCGUAGCUGUAUGGUGUAUUAUGUGAAUACAUAGUGUAUGUGGUAAAAAGCCCACAAUAUUGUUUUAUGUUGCGCGAUAAAUAAAAAAUAUUAAAGUUAAA